Messenger RNA from Symbiodinium necroappetens, 6960 nucleotides. The record is from the annotation of a GenBank genome assembly. NCBI's taxonomy places the organism in Eukaryota, Dinophyceae, Suessiales, Symbiodiniaceae.
AUGUCUUGCCUUGGCGCGUCGCGGGCUCCCAUGGUGUUGCCGGCUGUGAAUGUGGCGACUUUGGAAGCAGAGGCUGGGCUUCAGGUGGCUGCCUCAGGCAUGUGCCGUGCCUUCGCAGCUCCCGGCGAGGAGGCACCGUAUGCGCAAGUCAUCCGAACUUUGGGCGAUGCCAGCAGCUGGCAGGAUGCUCUCGAGCUCCUUGCCGACAUGUGCGAGAUGGACCCGAGGGCGGCUCUCAACACCGCGACAUUCACGGCCGCCAUUCUCGCAUGCGGCAAGACAGCACAGUGGCUGCAGGUCAGUGUGUUGCUCGAGCAAGCCCGGAGGAAAGAAGUCAAGUCUGACUUGGGUAUGUGCCAAGCGGCGCUGGCGGCCUAUGCGGAGCGACUCGCUUGGGCGGAGGCUUUGCGGCUCUGGGAGGCGGAAGAGCCCCCCCGUGGCCUGCUUCCAACGGUCGCAGCGACAAAGGGACCACGCAACCACGCGGACCGUGCCAUGUUUCCCGGACUGUCGCGGCUCGCGCGACUCUCGAGGUUCUCCUCCAAAGACGGCGACGAUCCCGACAAAAAAGAUAGCUCAGCCACGUCGGUAGUCCUCUCGAAGCGUUUGUCAGAAGACUACGUUGAGAACACCCUGAUACCACAUCUGGAGAGCCAGCUGCUAGACAACAUUCACGUCUACACUCCCGCUGAGCUCGCACAGAUCGCGAAGAUAUAUGCCAAACAAGAGGUGCGACAGCGAGCCCUGUGUCAGAAGUUGUCUGACACCAUGAAGUUCCGCAUUAAGGGAUUUGAGGCCAUAGAUGUGGUCGACUGCCUGGGCCCAAUGUGGAUCAUGACGCCCGACGACGACGAGCUGUUUGAGAUGCUGGAACAGCGAAUUCUGGAGAAGAUGGAUGAUUUCACGGCUUUGAACUUUAUGGGAAUUGUCCGGAUCUACAACAAGCGAGCCUCCAAGCACCAUGAUUUGCUGUCGAAGGUGAUUCCUAGAUUGAAAGAGCUCCUUGCGACCUACGAAGGUGUGGAGCUCUCAGAGAUGUUGGUCUCCAUGGCACAGUCCGGCGAGGCGAGCGCAGAUAUGGAUAUUCUUAUGACGCUUGUGCCCGAGAUUGAGAGGCGCUACAAUGAUGUGUCCUUGCUCCAUUCCAUCAACAACGUGUGGGCGUUGACGCAGAUGAAGAUCAACCACCAGGGGCUCCUGAAGCGAGUUGCGGAGGACGUCUCUACCCCCCACAAGGUCAAGGAUUUAACCCCCGGCUACAUGGGCCGUUUGAUCUGGGUCUACCGACUCCAGGGCCCGGAGACCUGGGCCUUGGUGAAGGACUCCCUGCUGCCGCUGGUUCGCGGUGCAGCGGCCGAGUUCAAGGCCGGGGAGUUCGCACGCCUGGCGCAGGCGCUCCCCGAGGAGCAGCAGUUCCUCCGUCGGGUGGCCGGCAACCUGCAGCCCACGUUGGGGGACAUGGGCCGGCAGGACUUCCUCCUCUUCCUGCUUGGAUGUAUACACGGAGAAGUCCUCGAGGAUAGACCAGAUGCCGGGCAAGACUUUGGUGAACUCACUGCUUCCUGCCUGAACUACAUCAAGGAAGAUCAGGACAACUUCAAACGAGAUGAAGUUCAGAAGAUCGUAUAUCUUCUCCACUUCUCGCCAAAGUAUCACUAUCUCGUUGACGAGAUGCCCGUUUCGUGGAAUGCCACCAAGCAGGUUUUCAUUUCCUGCCCGCUGCGCCGGCUCAAGCUGGGCCAUGGCUUCGUGCUUCCACGGCUCUACUUCUACGUCAGGUCAAUGCACAAGGGCUACAGCUCCUGCGAUGGAGCAUCUUUACCAAUUGGCCAGGUUUUGGAUGAGCUGCCCUUGAGUUCUUUUCAUAUUGGCCACGUCCUCUGGACAGCUACCGCUGUGGCACUCUUCGCCAUCCACUGUGAGCUGACCCCGUACAUGUUUCCAGGCCUACAGAUACAUUUUGGUGCAGACAAGGAGGAGCUGUCCACCUACGCAGCUGCAUUUCAGGCAGGAUGUGCAUUCGGGGCACUGGUCGCACCAGUACUGGUCGACAAGCUGGGCCGAGAGCCUACUCUGGUUUUCGGCGCACUCGUGACGACGCUUCUGAACUAUAGUUCUGCAUUUGCAACUUCGUUCAAUAUGAUUCUUGUUCUGCGAACGCUGAGCUCCGCAAGCUGGGCGAUUGCUUACGCAGCUUUGGGCCCCUGGUAUGUUGAGUUCCUUCCAACGACCGCACGUGGGGCGAUGCUGGCUGCCAUCACGCUGGGGUGGCCUGCAGGACGAGCUGUGGUCAUCGUAAGCUCUGACUUCUUCAAUGACGAUUGGCAAAAGCUGCUGCUGCUAGCUGCUGUGGCGAUGGGAGUCCUAUUGUUGAGCACGACUCUGAUCCACGAGUCGCCUCGAUAUUUGGUAGCUACUGGCAGGAUCGAGGAGGCCAAAGCUGUGCUCUCCGAUAUCCAUCGCAGAAGUGGUGCGCACUGGUCGUCUGAUUGCCGGCUUUGCCUGGACCACACGUCCUUGACAGAUGAGAGGAGCUGGUACGAGCUUUUCUCAGCCGAGUACUUGGCAAAGAUGCGCUUCUCCCUGAUUCUAUUUUCCCUUCUUUCGAUGACGACUUGCCUGAUCGACACCUGGGGGCCAAUGCUGUUUCAGAAUCUCAUGUUUCCGGAGGACAAUGCUUUGCCUCGGAUGCUUUUGAUGAUCUUCAAUUUGGGAGACCUCUGCGGGCUGGUUGUCUCAAUCCUAGUGGUGGACUUUAUCGGCAGAAAGGGAAGCUUUUUCGUAGGCUUCGGCUUUCAGGGGACUCUGCUCCUGUGCUUGGCAGGAACUCAUUCCUUAAAGAGUGACGAUGCGUGUCUCUACUUGCAGUCGAUCUUGGGAGCGAUCUCUGCUUCUUGCCGUGGUUUUGCGUGGGAGGCAGCCGUCAUGUGGUCUCUGGAGGAAUUCCCCACAUCUCUUCGGGCAGCGGCGCUUUCUCUGUCAAGGGUUGUGAUGCACUCCUCUGCGGUCAUCACACUCAAGGUGUCGGCACAGUGCCUGUCCGCCUUGCCAGCUUUUAUGUGGUUGCAAAUACUGGGAUCCACAUGCCUUGCUGCUGGCGUAGUCGUGGCCGUUUGCAACCCGACGGAGAGCGCAGGUGCCAAGGACACAAGUUCGAGUGGAGCAGAUCUGCGAGCUCAGACCAGAGCAGAAGAAACGUCCAUGGAGAACUUGAUCGACUUUGCCAAUGGGCAGCCUUCGGCUGAAGAGCUGCCGAACGAAGUCGUGCGGCAGGCUUGUCAGGACCUCUUCACCGACGGUUCUGGAGCACCCAAGCGCCAACGGCUUGGGGCGCUUAGCGCUUCAAGUUACCCAAGCUCAGGUCCUUUGGAGUACGGCGAUUUCACCUGGGAAUUCCGACACGAGCUGUCGGAGUUCCUCGGGCGGCAAGACUCCUCUCGACGCCGAAGCCCUGAUCCUGGAAACCUCUUCCUAACCGCCGGGGUGUCACAAGCGCUUGACAUGCUGAGUACGAUGUGCGCCGGUCAUAGACAAGGGGACGUGGUCCUGGUUGAGAGCCCGACCUAUUUCCUGGCACCCGCCAUUUUUCGGGAUCAUGGGCUCGAAGUUGUUGGAGUGGACACUGACUCUGACGGAAUGGUGGUCCAGUCCUUGCUGGAUGAAUUGCAAAAGCUCCAGCUGAGGGGCCGAAGAGCUGCUAUGCUCUACACGAUCCCAGUUCAUCACAAUCCCACAGGACGCACCAUGCCAGCAGAGAGACGCGAAGCUGUUGUUGGUCUUGCCCGAGACCACGAGAUUCUUGUGAUCGCUGACGAGGUUUACACCCUCCUUACAUACGGUGCGUCCCCACCGGCCACGAUGGCCAGUCUUGGCGAGAAUGUACUAUCUCUGGGAAGUUUCUCAAAGAUCUUGGCGCCAGGGCUCCGGGUAGGUUGGAUCGAGGGCUCUCCGGAGCAGCUGAAACGAUUGAGCAAAUGGGGUGUCAUAGACAGCGGUGGCCACCUGAGCCACUUCGCCUCCUGCGUUGUUGCCGCCGCCAUGAAGUCCCGAGCGUUGGAUUCACAUCUGGAGCAGCUUCGAAAGAACUUCCAGGAACGUUGUUGGUCCUUGGUGGGAAGCUUAAAGUCUAUGCUGCCGGAAGACUGCACCGUGACCAACCCUCAUGGUGGCUACUUCGUGUGGGUCAAGCUUCCGCAGCAUGUGGAUGCUCGUGAGAUUGCAUCAAGAUCUGAAGAGUUUGGUUUUCUUGCCAAGCCCGGCCACCUGUUCACCUUGGACGCAUGCAGUGAAGACAGCUUCUUACGCCUGUGCUUUGCGAGGCUGCAGCCUGCACAGCUUGCUGAAGGAGCGAGGCGUUUAGCUGCUGCGAUCCAGCACACCAUUGAUCGUCAGCGUGAAGUUCCGGAAAAGUCCGUCACGUGCGCGAUCGCAGUCGAGAUCUGUGCGAAAGCAUGCCAAGCGGAGAUGGCCUCGCAGCUUGUCCCACAGCGGCUUGAAGACGCCGAGUUAGGCCGCAGCCUCGUGACAGCUUUCGCUGAAGCGCGUACAUGGGAGAUGGCGUUGGACGUUCUCCUAUGCAUGAAAGGAGAGGGGCUCGAACCGACCGCAGACACCUUCGCAGAUGUUAUGUCAGCCUGCGAUGCAGGUUCAGAUGCAGAAAUCGUGAUGCUCCAAGGCCAUUUUCAGCAGAUUUUCGUGCGGCCUCGUUCGAUGGGGGUGCACGCUGGAUGGGCGCCUCAGAAGGCGUGGCACAGUACCAUCAGGUUGGCAGAUGAAGCGCACGGGCGCUGGUCCAAAGCCGUGACCAGACUUUGCCAGGGCUUCUUGCCGACAGUGGCCUUACUGCAUGGCAUGGGGGUCAUCGACUUGGAUUCGUUUGUGGCUUCAUGCUGGAAGGAAAUGUACUCGUGGCCAGCCAUUCAUUGGGCGAUGAUUGAAGCACUCGUCGCGGCAUUUGCCUUUGUUGCGUGGAUUUCGCUGUUUUUCAUUCUGAACGAGAUUCCUUUUGUGAAGCCCUUCCGGAUGGUAGUUCGGACAGAGUCGCACCCUCUUAACUCUCACUGCAUGACAUCCAGAACUUUCAGCAGAGUCUAUGCUUCCUUUCCUGUGUAUGUCGGAGGUGUGUGGUUGCUUCACUCGGUCAGGGCUGCACCCAAAGUCCAGGAGGAUCCCCCCACAGCCUUCCGGCUUUUCACCGAGCUCUUGCUUGGCAUUCUGGCCUACGACUUCAUAUUCUACUGGAUUCACCUGUCGAUGCACAAGUUCCCGAACUCAUGGCAUAAGCACGAGACCCAUCAUGAGCUGAAAGUGCAUCCGGUUUGUGGAACUAGCUUCUUGGGGGUGGAGCUUGUGGUCAACCAAUCUAUGGAAGAUGCCCUCCUUCAGGUGAUGACGAACAUCUUAGUUCAGAACUUGCCACUUUUUGGCCUGCCGAAGCACAAAUUGAGCCGUCUCCUUCACAACAUGCUCGUAACAUACCUUCUUUCAGAAGCACAUUCUGGCUUGGAUCUGCCUUGGUCCAUGCACAGGAUUCUCCCGAACAUCUACGGCGGGGCAUACCGGCAUGAGUUUCAUCACCAGAGGAGAGACUGCUGCUUCCAUCAGUUCUUCUGCUACUUGGAUGACUUCUUUGGCUAUGGAAGCAGGGUGGGAUGGACGGACGUGGAGUCCAAGGCAGACCUCGAGCGGCGCCCGGCCCAGGCGCAGGUCAUGGCCCUCCUGUGGCGAGCACGCCAUUGGGGUGUGGAGACGAAUGCGAGGCUCUACCGGACUGCUAUAGAUGCGUGUUCGUCGCGGCUAUGGGCACUUGCUGUGAGCCUUCUCGUCGAAAUGGAGGCAGACGGCUUCAACCCGUUACCCGCUGACCUGGACACCGCAAUUCAGGUCCUUGCUGGUGCUCAGGAAGAGGCGCAAAGGGGCAGAACGCGGCAGGAGAAGCGAGAGAUUUCCAUCCGGAAUGUGCUGAGGGCCAGAACUUCCCAACCCACACAGGAGCCUCGCACUCCGAAGUGGGACUUUCCGCCAGUUGUCGUCGAGUCGAUGCCGGCAACGCCGAAGAGGGCUCCCGGCCGCCCCAGCCGCGAGCAGACAGAGGUCGAGCUGGAGGACGUAUUAGCAGAGGAACGUGUCCGAAGCAACUUACCCUGGAGUGGUGGAGGCCCUUGGAGACAGUGGGAGAUGGCUGUCAGCCUUCUGGAGAAGAUCCAGAUUUCGAGUUUCAGUCCAGAGAUUGCCGCUUUGAAUGCAGUCAUUACGGCCUGUGCUCGGGCGCAAGAGCUGGCGCAGUGCAAACUCGUGCUGGACACGAUGAAGGGCGAAUCAGUGCAGCCGGACGCAGUCACCUGCGCCCAGCUCAUAGGUGGAUGCUGCCAAAGAGGCCUCUGGGAGCAGGCGCUGCUCAUCCUUGGCCGCGCUCGAGAUCUAUCCGUGGCCAGCAUGUCCACCUGUGAGGAGGGCCUGAAGGCCUGUUUCCGAGGACGACAGCCGCGGCUCGCCCUUCUUCUCUUGGCCGAGAUGGAUCGUAUGCCGACAGGUGUCUCGACUCCAGCGAUCAACACCGCGAUUGCCACCUGCGCUCGCUUCGGUCUGUGGACGCAGGCGAUUGCUCUGCUGAGCGAGCUGCAGUCGCGGCUGAUGACGCCAAGCUUUGCUACAUAUGCUGCAGCUGCUGCUGCCUGCGAUGCUGCACCGUCUCUCGCAUGGGAGCAGGCCCUCCUAUUGCUGGAGGAGUCGCAACGGCUUGGAUUGGCAAGCGGCGAGACCUAUGCAAGUGCCAUCGCGUGCUGCGGGCAGCGCUGGCAGCUCAUUGUUUCAGCUCUGGUUGACAUGACUUCCGCGAGGGUGCUGCCAGCUCCCCGAACGUACUCCGAUGUCCUGCGCAGCUUCAGCGAGCUGCGCCUUGCCGGAGUCGCCGUCGAGCUUCUUGAGGACCCCCUGAGGAAAGAGUUGCCUCCUGGCUGA